This is a messenger RNA of Pteropus alecto (black flying fox), 3406 nucleotides long. It is a transcript of the gene PSTK, whose product is annotated as phosphoseryl-tRNA kinase. The record is from RefSeq and is a predicted model, not a curated record. Lineage: Eukaryota; Metazoa; Chordata; Mammalia; Chiroptera; Pteropodidae. Gene Ontology annotation, molecular function: tRNA binding; kinase activity.
GCGCCCGAGGGCGACGGGAGAUGCGCAUGCGCGGGUGGAGGCCGGCGCCGGAGCCGACGCUCCCAGCCACCGGCUCCCGGGAGGACAUGAAGGCCGGCGAGGACGCCAGAGGAGCGCGCGGCGAGGGGCCGCGGAAGCUGGGGCUCUGCGUCCUCUGCGGUCUGCCCGCAGCAGGAAAAUCGACCUUCGCGCGAGCCCUCAGCCACCAGCUGCGGCUCGAGCGGGGCUGGGCCGCGGGCGUCGUCGCCUAUGAUGACGUCAUGCCGGACGCGUUCCUCGAGAAGGCGGGCGCACGGCCAUUGCCAUCCCAGUGGAAAUUGCUUCGACAGGAGCUGUUGAAGUACUUAGAAUACUUCUUGCUGGCUGUGAUUAAUGGGUGUCAGAUGGCUACCCCACCCAACAGGACUGAAGCCAUGUGGGAAGAUUUUAUAACCUGCUUAAAAGAGCAAGAUCUCAUAUCUUCUGCAGCGCCUGAAGCCCAGUCUUGCUACCUCUUAACAAAGACUGCUCUUUUUAGACCUUUGUUUUUGAUUUUAGAUGACAACUUUUAUUAUCAAAGUAUGAGAUACGAAGUCUACCAACUGGCUCGGAAAUAUUCAUUAGGCUUUUGCCAGCUCUUUUUAGAUUGUUCUCUCGAGACCUGUUUGCAGAGGAAUGGACAGAGACCCCGGCCACUGCCUGCAGAGACCAUCCACCUGAUGGGAAGAAAGAUAGAAGAGCCCAACCCUGAGAAAAAUGCUUGGGAACACAACAGCCUCACCAUUCAGAGUCCAGCAUGUGCUUCUGAGCCCAGCCCAGAGUUGACUGAUUUAUUGCUCGCUGCUUUGGAAAAUCCAGUAAAAUAUGUCGAGGACAAUGUGGAACAAAAGGAAACGGACCGAACUAUCUGUUCAACGAACAUUCUUCAUCAAGCUGAUCAGGCACUCCGAAGAAUUGUCUCUCAGGCAAUGAAGGAAGCGAAAGGUAUGGUUAAUCAGGAAGGCUUCUCAGAGGAAGUGACAUUUAAGCAAAGACAUGAAGAAAGAGCAAGCCGUGCAGAUACGUGGAAGAUCAUUCCAGGGAGUGGACACAUCAAGUGCAGAAGCCCGGAGGUAAGUUGUUUGGCAUGUUCUAGAACAGAAAAGAGGCCACUGAGUCGGCGUAAAGUAAGGAACAGUGGAGAAGUCAGGGACCAGGUGUAAAAUCAGCAUAAGGUUUGAACAGGCUCAAUAUAUUGUCAGUCUAGGCCGAGAUGAAAUACGUGGUAAUUAUUGUUUUAUAAUUCCUUUAGGUUUUAUAAUCUUUUUAAAAAACCUUUAGGUUUUGCUAUAUUUAAACUUCGAUGUAAAAAAAUCACAGCAGCUUAACAUUUCUUCAGCUCCUUUUAUAUGCUAAGUGCCUUAUAAAUAUAAUUUUCUAGUCUUUACAAUCCUAUAAGGUAGGUUUAAUUUUAUAAAUGGGGGCACGAAGGUUCUGAGAGGAUCACAUAACUUACCCCAAACUAAGCAGCUACUAAAUAGUGUACUUGGGCAUGCUGGGGUUCAGAGCUGAGUCUGACUGGUCUGUACUUCCUAUUAUGCUCCCCCACAGCACCCACACUUUGCAAAAGGAAAAUACACUAAUAUUGUUUUUCAACCUUUUUUUUUAACCAUGAUUUGUAAGUAAAUUUUAUAUUGUAACCUUGUAUGUAAGUACAUGAAGACAGCCACGCACAGAGACACAUUUCGCAAACCCUCACGUGUGUAAUGAACUCUGCCACGUGCUAUUUGAUUCCAACACUGGUUGCAACUUGCAACUCACUGAUGAGUUUCAAACCAAAGUAUGAAAAACAGGACUGGAACAGAAGUGGCAGCGUAAUUAGGAUAGAAACAAAAGUAGUUGCAGUUCAGUCUCAGCCCUUUGCCUUUUUUCACGAAGGGAAGGGGGAAUAGGAUUAUGCCCAAAUCACUCUUGAUUCAUUUCCUAUCCAUUCAAGUAAUUUUUUUUUUUUUUUUUUUUUUUGGUGAGGGAGGUGGUACCAGCUUCUAGAUGGGUGCUUAAAAAAAUUAGAAGUGCCGUUAUCUCACUCAAGAAAUUAAAAAGACAGCUCACAGCAGGGGAGAAAAUAUUUACAAAUAAAGUGUCUUAGAAGGAACUUGUGUCAAAAAUAUAUAAAGGACUCUUAACACUCAGUAAUGAAGACAAAUAAUCUGAUUUUUAAAAUGGGCAAAAACGAUUCAAAUGGACAUUUCUCUGGGAAGAUACACACAUGGCCAAUAAUUGCAUGAAAACACGCUAGAUAUCAUUAGUCAUCAGGGAAAUGCAAAUCAAAGCCACAAUGAGUAUGUUGUGCACCCACUAGGACAUCUGGAAUCAAAACAUGUAGUGUUGGUGAGGAUGUGGGUAGAUCACAGCCCUCAAGCGCUGCUGGUGGGGAUAUCAGAUGGUACAGCUGCUUUGGAAACAGCCUGCCAGUUCCUCCAGCAAUUAAGCGUACUGUUACCAUGGGGCCCAGCAAUUCUACCCCUAGGUACAUACUCAAGAUUAAUGAAAAAUGUACAUUCACAUAAAAAUGUGUGCACAAAUGUUUAUAGCAGCAUCAUUCAUAAUAGCCAAAAUAGGAAGCAACCUCAGUGUCCAUCAGCUGACGAAUAGAUGGACAAAAUGUGGUCUAGCCACAGAAUGGGUUAUUCAGCCAUAAAAAGGAAUGAAGUGUCAGUCAAUACAUGCUACAACCUCAAAACAUUAUGCAAAAUGAAAGAAGCCAGUCACAAAAGACCACAAAGUAUAUGAUUCCAGUCAUGUGAAAUGUCAGAUAGGUAAAUGUAGAGACAGAUUAGUGGUUGCUUAGAGAUUGGGAGAGGUAGAGGGUGGGGUAGCAAGGUGACAGCUAAAGGGUACAGGUUUUUGAGAUGAUGAAAUAUUCUAAAAUUGUGAUGAUAGUUACACAUAUCUAAAUAUACUAAAACCACUGACUUGUAGUUUAAAUGGAUAAGUUGUAUGGUAUGUGAAUUAUAUCUCGAGCUGUUUAACAAAACAGUUCAGUUCUCCAGUCACACUACCCGCAUGGCAAGUGGCUGCUGGAUUGAAUAGGGCAGAUACAGAACAUCUGUCAUCGUAUAAAGUUACAUUGGACAACUGUUGUAGGUGAGAUCAGUUUCAAAAACAAAUAGUCAUUUCCUAUCUCUGCUUUUUUGCCCUACUACCUGUUAGUUCCAUAAGAUUGUAAGUCAACAAGAAAAAAAAUCUCUUUCAGAGUUGUCUUUUCCGCUCAGGAAUUUCAUAGCAAGUUGUGAUUUGCUCGUAUCACGUUAUGUGACCUUUUGUUUACAUGUUAAAGCAACUCAGGGGUAUUGUGAUUAUUUACAGAAUCUGGUUUGUCUGAAGUAAUCAAAUUAAGUUCCUGAUGUCAUUAGAUAACCCAGCUUGAUUUAAUUUACACAAAUAA